Coccinella septempunctata (seven-spotted ladybird) is the source of this 1038-nucleotide messenger RNA. Its product is annotated as thioredoxin domain-containing protein 9. Bases 155 to 907 code for a protein of 250 amino acids. The transcript is spliced from 2 exons. The record is from RefSeq and is a predicted model, not a curated record. Gene Ontology annotation, biological process: microtubule cytoskeleton organization. NCBI's taxonomy places the organism in Eukaryota, Metazoa, Arthropoda, Insecta, Coleoptera, Coccinellidae. Gene Ontology annotation, cellular component: cytoplasm.
GGUCUUAGCAAAGAGGAACCAAAGUGUUUCACAAUUCUAUGACUUUUCCUAGAAGUGUCAAUUUUUGAAAGGAAAUUUUAUCAAAACAGAACGGAACACCCGGUCAGAAAUUUCUAGUUUUUCUUCGAAAUCAGAAAGAUAAAAUUUCUUCAAAAUGGCAGCAGUAGAAGAUCAACUUAUACAAGUAACAAAGCACAUUGAAAAACAAGUAGACGCAACAUUAGAGGCUUUAGAUAACUUAGAUGUCAAUGAUUUGGAGCAACUCAGAAAAUCCAGAAUUAACGAAUUGAAAAAACAAGAUGAAAAACGAAGGAUUUGGCUGAGUAAUGGUCAUGGGGAGUACGAGGAGCUAGCUGAAGAGAAAAUGUUUUUCGAUGUGAUCAAAAAGUCUGAGAAUGUAGUAGUACAUUUCUACCUACAGUCAAAUGAAAGAUGCAAAAUUGUAGACAAACACUUGAAAAUUUUGGCUCCAAAACAUAUUGAAACAAAAUUCUGCAAAAUAGAUGCUGAUAAAUGCCCUUUUUUAGCCAAUAAUUUGAAAAUAAAAACUAUUCCAAGCAUUGUACUGGUCCAUGAAAACAUUAUGGUGGAUAAAAUUGUGGGAUUCACCCAAUUGGGAAACAGAGAUGACUUCAGUACUGAAACAAUGGAAUGGAGGAUUGCCCAACAUGAAAUAAUCAAAUAUGAUGGCGAUUUGUCAACUCCUCCUUACCUUAGAGAAAAAAAAGGGUCUGUCAAUACUGGACGAAAAAUAAGAGAUAGCUCAAUCAAAUCAAAUGAUGACGACCUUGAUUUUGAGGAGUAUACUCUCACUCAGGAAGAAUAUGAAGCCUCUAAAAAAAUUAAUAGUGAACACUUAUCAACAGAAUUGACAGCUGAAGAAGCUGCUGAACUUGGUUUAGAAUAAAUUUUUCAAUAUCCACAGUUUGAUUGUUUAAUAUAUAAUAUUGCUAAUAUUUUUUAUAUUCAGUUUUUUAUGUGAAUCACCUUAUUCUUUGUUAAAAAACUAAGCUUUAAUUAAAAAAAUUUCUAACGUAA